AUGUGGCCGGGCCUCGAGGCGUUGCCAUGGCGCUGGGCGGGCGGCGCGGCCCUGGGGCUCGGGCUGGCGCUGGAGGCGCUGGCGCUGCUGGUGCGCGGGUGGUGGCGGCGGCGGCGCCGGGCCCCGCGGCGCGAGGUGCUCUUCUUCCCGUCGCCGGUCACCUGCACCGCGGCGCUGCUGGGCGAGCCGGGCCCCGCGCCCUGCCUCUGCCCGCUGCCGCACGGCGACAGCCCGCUCGCCCGCCUGCUGCGCCGCCUGCUCUCGGCGCGCCGCUCCCUGGAGCUCUGCCUCUUCGCCUUCUCCAGCCCGCAGCUGGGCCGCGCCGUGCAGCUGCUGCACCGCCGGGGCGUGCGCGUGCGCCUCGUCACCGACUCCGACUACAUGGUGCUCACCGGCUCGCAGAUCGGCCGCCUGCGGCAGGCGGGGAUUCAGGUGCGUCACGACCAGGAGAGUGGCUACAUGCAUCACAAAUUUGCUAUUGUAGACAAAAAGAUGCUCAUCACUGGUUCCCUCAACUGGACCACUCAAGCUAUCCAGAACAACCGUGAGAACGUGCUGAUUGUGGAGGAUGCGGAGUAUGUGGAGCCAUUCCUGGCAGAGUUUGAAAGGAUUUGGGAAGAGUACAAUCCAGCUAAUUACACAUUUUUCCCCACCGAAAAGGAACAGAAAUGA
Messenger RNA from Emys orbicularis (European pond turtle), 672 nucleotides. RefSeq names its product phospholipase D family member 6 (gene PLD6). The coding region runs from base 1 to 672 and encodes 223 amino acids. The record is from RefSeq and is a predicted model, not a curated record. Gene Ontology annotation, biological process: piRNA processing. Lineage: Eukaryota; Metazoa; Chordata; Testudines; Emydidae. Gene Ontology annotation, molecular function: RNA endonuclease activity producing 5'-phosphomonoesters, hydrolytic mechanism. The transcript is spliced from 2 exons. Gene Ontology annotation, cellular component: mitochondrion.